Molecule: messenger RNA, 4422 nt
Organism: Ustilago hordei
Lineage: Eukaryota; Fungi; Basidiomycota; Ustilaginomycetes; Ustilaginales; Ustilaginaceae
Exons: 1
Coding region: 1-4422 (1473 amino acids)
Biological process (GO): 'de novo' IMP biosynthetic process
Cellular component (GO): cytoplasm
Molecular function (GO): phosphoribosylglycinamide formyltransferase activity; actin filament binding
Source: RefSeq, a predicted model, not a curated record
AUGUCCUUCUCUCAUCAACAAUCUUCUCUCUCAUUCCCAAGGAAGCCCGGACAAACCGAAGGCGUUCCCGCGAUCAACUCUUCCUCCUCAUUUUCCUUCCAUCACGAAUCCAACUCCAACCCAUCGGAAGCACCGACACAGGAUCUCGCCUCUUGGGUGAACCAAGUGCGUCAGCGCAACUCAUCUUCAGCCUCUUCUCGUCUGUCACAAGGUGCUUCCCAGUCGAACGACGUCGUCGGCUCUUCCGCAUCCGGGCUAGAACUUGAAUUUCAAAGGCAAAGACUGGAGCGACAGCAGCGCAGGAAUCGUCUCUCAGUCUCUGGCAUCCGCGGCAUCUCAGCCCGAUCCAACCCGACCUCGCCUCUCGCGACUCCAUCACUGGAAAGCCCUCCCAUCAGAGGAUUCGAGAACAGCUCCAACUACUCUGCAAUGGCGCCACCUGACGCUUCACAAUCGACUUCGGCUUCGCCGUUGCUCGGCUCCUCUCCGACCAAAGCAUCCGGAGUGACAGGCAUCAAGAGAGCCAACUCCUUGCUCGCUCGCUAUGGAGGACAGUACGGCCCAACCGGUGUAGCAGCUGGUCCCAAAGGACCAGGCGACUCGCCCGUCUCGCUCGCCAACUUCAUGGGCGGUAGGUCAGCAGGUCCGCGUCUUGGGAAGCUGGCAGGCGAUGGUAAGAGCGCACCUCCUGAGGCAGCCAUGAUUCACGAGAGCCGCAGAGUGCCGAUGCCCGGACUGGUGCCGAACUCUGGACGAUCUCUCGCCAGCUUCCUCGAGGAGCGAGCCGACGUUUCUGGCAAUCGUCGAAAUGUAGCCGGCUCACCCGCUUCAUCUGUCACCUCUCCUGGCAAAGCAAGCAGCCCAGUCAAAUACUCUUUCUCAUCCGCCGAGCUUGGUCGACCAUCAAGAACAUCAACGGAUCCAUUUUCUAGCACUGCUAGUCCUGCCCCUGGUGCAGCUUCAGCACCUUUGUCUUCGUCACCUAAGAAGGCUUACCUGGACUUGAUCGAGAAGCAGAACGCAAAUCAGGUUAGCGCGCCUCCAUCACCUGCCAUCCCUCGCGCUUCGAGCCCAUCCAAGUUCCACAGAUUUACUGCUGGCGAGAGCGGCACAUCCUCUCCCGGGCUCGAACGACCCGCUUCUCCAGUCAAGCGUGGCUCGGGGGCAUCUUUCCCUCUUGACGAACCCAUCAACAGCUCGACACAGAACAGCGCUCGCAACGACGACUUCUUGAGAGCCUCCCGUCCUCUUCCCAUUCCAAACGCACAGUCUCACUCGUACUCUUCUUCACAUUCUUCUGAACGCAAGGAUGCCGCCACAAGCCCACUCAAGCCAGAAGAUCUCCCGGCUCCAUCCGGCAUAUCUGCCGUGCAAGGACAGUUAAAGUCAGACAGCGGUCUUGGACGAGGCUGGAGCCGUCCCACGGAACAGGUCGAUGCACCAGCACCACCAUCUCAGGCUUCGAGCCGCUUGGCCAGUCUAGCCGCGAGCGAGAUCUCCAACGCUGAUCGCCUUCCGACUGCAUCGCUCUCCCGACUCAGUGCGAAGAAGAUGGUUGGCCAGCGGAUCAAGGAAGCCCAGAUGCGCAAUGUGACUGCACAGAAGGAGGUUGAGCCGAUGCAGGUCGGGCCAACCGGACGCAGUGUUCCAUCCAGUCCCGCCGUUCGCGACAGAUGGCCUCCUGCUCUUCAAACCAACGUCGCUCCCGUUCGUUCCAGCGCCGAAGAUCGCAAAACUGGUUCACCUUGGUCUCCCACCAAAUAUGGUAAUGCACUCCCUGGUCUCGCUGCUCGCUCGCCCAUCAAGGAGACGGGUGCAUGGCCCUGGCAGCCGUCUUCGCCAAAGAAGACCGAGAUUGUGGCCGAGCCACGCGCCGAGCCUGUUCGUCUCCCUGGCAUGGGUGCUAGCGUCAGUCCUUUCGCUCGGGCUGCUGAAGCCAGGAGUUGCACAGAGGAAGCUCUCGUGCUGCCCGAAUCCAACACCAGUGCUGCCAACAACGACCAGGUUCUAGCUCCUCUCACUAAAGCACGAGCCAAAGGUCCAGUCAGAAAGGCCGCGACUGCUGUUGCCAAGCUGCCAGCUUUUUCGGCUACUAGGCCAGCUGCAGAGACCGCCUCUGCUGUCGAAUCUCUUGCUGCGACUGCCAAAGAACAGGACGUGAAGCUGACUCCAGCAAAGCCGCCUCGCAGAACGACGGGCAAGCGUAUCCAUGUCCUUGUGUCCGGAUCUGGCUCCAAUUUGCAAUCUCUGAUCGAUGCCACUCUUCUCAAACCUUCUCCCGGCAUCCCUGUGAUUAACGACGCGCAGGUCUCUUUCGUUCUCUCCAAUCGCAAGGCUGCUUACGGCCUCACCAGAGCUGCUGAGUCCAACCCACCGAUCCCAACCAAGGUGCUUGCACUCAAGACAUGGCAGAAUCGCAACCCGGGCGGAACCCGAGAGCAGUACGACCAGGUUCUUGCUCGCGCUGUGCUGGACGGUCCCAGCCCAGAAGGCACAGGCAAUCCUCCUGACCUCAUUGUCCUAGCUGGAUUCAUGCACAUCGUGUCGGAACCCUUCCUUCACGCUCUUGGUCACAAGACCAACUUGCCUACCAACACGCCUACGCUUGGACCGCGACCAUCGAAAGCGGUGCCGAUCAUCAACCUGCACCCUGCACUUCCUGGUGCUUUUGACGGUGCGAAUGCCAUGCUUCGGGCCUUCGAAGCCUACAAACAGGGUAAGAUCGAUAAGACCGGGUGCAUGGUUCACGAAGUGGUCGCCGACGUCGAUCGAGGCCGUCCCAUCAUUGUUCGAGAGCUUCCGAUUCUUCCCUCUUAUGACUUGGAGCAGAUGGAGCAGGAGAUUCACAAGAUUGAGCACGUCAUCAUCGUGCAGGCAGCAGACCUGGUGCUCAAAGGUCACCUGGAAGAGCUGGAUCGUCAAGAGGCUGAGAAGCAGAAGUCGGCGCCGGUACCCUCGUCCUCGAACAAAGUCUCCUCUUCGUUGGAGACGGUCCAGAUCAAGUCUCGGAGCGCAGACGGCGAUGUGAUCGCCACUGCUUCUUCGGUCGUGCGCUCUGCACGCUCAUCAUUGGCCAAAUAUGCAAGCGUCUCUGAUAUCACAUCAACCGAGACCACUUUCGGCAAGACAGUGUCUGUCGAGGCUCUUGCCAUUGGUGCUGACGGCUUCGUAGAGCCAUUGGAGUUUUCGGGAGACCAGACCUUCCAACGCGGCGAGCAGCUUCGACGCGAGCAGAUCUUGUAUGACGAUGAGACGCUUGCUAUUGUCAAACGUUACAAGUCUGACGCUAGCCUCAUGGAGACCAAGCUGUGGAUUCGAACUGGUCAACGCGCGGCUCUGCACCCAUUCGAGCUCGGUCCUCUUUUCACGUCUUGCGCUGAGGGUCGAAAGGUUGCUGAACUGGCGCAGCGAUAUUCGGUCAAGCCAAUUGUGGUCCCUGCGGGAUGCGAGUCGGGCGACUUGAUUGCAUCCCUGUCAGGAACUUGGACUGUAAGCCGCCAAGGCUUGCGCAAAUGUUUCGAUGCAGCAGCUACCUCGCUGUACCGUGUUCGACGUGCUGUUGGCUCUACACGGGACUCGGAGGAGCGUUUUGCCAUUCAGCAGGUUGACCUUCGAACCGCCAACCUCUGCUCGGGCGACAGCUUUGUUUUCUCUGUGCUCUCCACCCUCGGUGUCUGGCACGGACGCGGCUCUUCUGAGUCUGUUCGCGCUGCUGCUGUGCGAUUCGCUCAGGCUCUCGCCAAGGCGACCUCAAGCGGUGUUCGAUCCACUCAAGACGUCGCCGAGGUCGAGGAAGGAAGCGAAGACAAUCCUUUCUGGAACGUCUUUGACAAGACAGAAACGUAUGCAAGCGCCUGGUCGCAUCGCCACAUGGAGCUGACGCGGUCAGACGACUCGAGUCUGCUCGACAUCGAGCUCGAUGGGCGAGAGCUUCGCCUGACACCCUUCAGCACGAGAGGCUACUUUGGAGCAGACGACCUCCUGCUUCCCACACGAUCGAACACCAUCUCGAUCCUCAACCUUCGAGAUCGGGAACUCUACGUCGUCGUCGGAAAAGACGCUCGUGGUGAUCGUGUGAGGCUCGCAGCUGCUAUCCACGCAGCCGAUGAACUUGCUGCACAACUGCAAACUCGAUUGCGUUCGGCUGCUGCCUCGGUAGCGACCAUCAUUCCACGUCCUGCCGUCCACGUGCUUAUCCUUCCAUCGAAGCUUCCAAGCGAAGUACGAGCAGCCUCGCGAGUGUGGUCGGAUGACAUCGUCGGUAUGCUGCAAGGUGAAUCAGCCUCGCGAAUGAACGUUCACUCGAGCACCAGUGCUUUGGAGCAGCUGAGCAAGCUGAGCUGGCCUCGCUGGACGCUGUUGGACUUGGACUAUUUGCCGGUCGGAGUGUCGUCGGCGGAUGCAAAGGAGGCGCUUGCAUGA